Artibeus jamaicensis (Jamaican fruit-eating bat) is the source of this 3001-nucleotide messenger RNA. It is a transcript of the gene LAD1, whose product is annotated as ladinin 1. Gene Ontology annotation, molecular function: structural molecule activity. The transcript is spliced from 10 exons. The record is from RefSeq and is a predicted model, not a curated record. Lineage: Eukaryota; Metazoa; Chordata; Mammalia; Chiroptera; Phyllostomidae. Bases 531 to 2420 code for a protein of 629 amino acids.
CUGGGCCGCGCGCACAGCCGGGGCGGGGUUGGGGGGCGCUGGGGGGGGGGUGCAGCCCGGGACCCGCAGUGCGCUCUCCACCGGAGAUUACGGUACCUGCGCCCGGUUCCCGCCCCGGCUUCCUGCCCUGGGGUUCUCGGGCGAAGUCGUUCCCGGCAGUGAGCUCAGCCUGACCCCGAUCUACGGUCCCGCCCCCCGCCCGGCACCCUGGGCCGCGACACCUGCGGGAGGAGGCGCCCCGCGCGGAGCUGGUCAGACUGGUUCUGAGCAGGAAGCUGGCUGCGCUCGCUCCGCGCCGCCCCGGCGUCGCUCCCGCGGUCCGAGCGGCCGUCUGUCCAGCGCACCGGGGCUGGGGCGGGGACGAGGGCGGCGAUCCGGGAGCCCACACCCCGAGGCCGCUCCCGGCGGCAAAUCAGCGCGCGCCGCGGUGCGGGCGGGGGAUAUAAGCCCAGGUGAUUUACCUGGGCCGGCGGCGGGGGAGGGGUGCGCAGGUGAGACGGCCCCGCGGAGCGCGCGGUUUCGGCGGCAGCAUGUCCGGUAGGAAGGACUGGUCGGCCCUGUCCAGCCUGGCCCAGCAGUGGAGCCUGGAGGAUGAGGAGGAGCAGCGGCGGGAGCGCCGGCGCCGCCACCGGAACCUCAGUUCCACCACGGAGGAGGAUGAGGCCACCCGUCUCGCCCAGGACAGAGGCCGGCCCUCCUCGGUCAGACUGCCGAGUGUGGAAGAAGCAGGGGGACCCAAGCCACCAUCCCCAGGCCCCCGAGGGGAGAAGGAGGAAAUCCAGGCCAUCCCUAGGACCCGGCAGGAGCGGAGACAGAGGCGACAGCUGGUGGAGGUUUCACAGGCCCCCGUCCGGGAGCGGCUGGAGGCGGAGGAAGGAAGGGACAGGUCAGGGCCUGGGCAGGCCGAGCAGCAGUCCCCCAUGCCCAAGAAGGAGGUGGGGCCGCCACCUCGCCGCAGACUGAGUCGGGAGCAGCGGGGCCCCUGGGCCCAGGAGGAGGAGAGCCUGGUGGGCAGAGAGCCAGGAGGCGGGCAGAAGGGGGUCUCGGAGGGGUCCCCAGGCUGGGAGAAGAAGCCCUCCAUUCCAGAGGAGGUGGCAGCUCUGGAGAAGAGGCCAAGUUCACAGGCAGCUUCCUGCUCUGAGAGCACAUCGCUGUCAGAGAAAAAAAAAACAGUUCUAGAAAAAACAGGCAUUUCUGAGAAGCUGCCGAUCUCAAGGAAGACGUCAAGUUCGGAAAGGAGUCUGGUGUCUGAGAAAACAUUGCUGUUUGAGAAGUCCUCGACCUCAGAGACGAAGCUGGUGCCGAGGAGAGUCUCUGGCUCAAAGCAGCCCCAGCCUGGGGAACAGCCCAAGCCUCAGGAGAAGCCCCAGCCUGGGGAGCAGCCCAAGCCUCAGGAGAAGCCCCAGCCUGGGGAACAGCCUAAGCCUCGGGAGAAGCCUCAGCCUGAGGAGCAGCCCAAGCCUCAGGAGAAGCCCCAGCCUGGGGAGCAGCCCAAGCCUCAGGAGAAGCCCCAGCCUGGGGAGCAGCCUAAGCCUCGGGAGAAGCCUCAGCCUGAGGAGCAGCCCAAGCCUCAGGAGAAGCCCCAGCCUCGGGAACGGCCUAAGCCUCGGGAGAAGCCUCAGCCUGAGGAGCAGCCCAAGCCUCAGGAGAAGCCCCAGCCUCGGGAACAGCCUAAGCCUUGGGAGAAGCCUCAGCCUGAGGAGCAGCCUCAGGCUCAGGAGCAGCCCCAGCCCAGGGAGGAGCCCCAGGCCCAGGUGCAGCUUCAGGCUCAGGAGCAGCCAGCGGCUGGGGGAAGCCAGAAAGCCACUACCCUCCCUGGGAAGAACCAGCUGUCCUCAGCAGAGCCAGGGACACGCCACCCUCCGCCCAGGACUGCCAGCCUCCCGCCCAUCACUCUCAAGGUGAGAAUUCCUAGGAAGGAGGAAGAGGAGGGCAUGUCCUCCUCCCCCAGGGCCACCUACAGCAGCUCCCUCCAGCGCUCCAGCCCCAGGACCAUCUCCUUCCGGAUGAGCCCCAGGACACACAGCUCGGAAACAACCCUAACCCGCAGUGCCAGCGUGAGGCUCCCGGUGAAGUUGGGCGAGAAGCUGGAGAGAUACCAGUCAGCCAUCCAGAGGUCGGAAUCCAUCAAGGCUCUGGGCUCUUCCCGCACUGAGUUCUUCGUGGCGCCCGUGGGGGUGGCCAGCAAGCGCCACCUCUUUGAGAAGGAGCUGGCAGGCCCAGGACGAGCGGAGCUGGCCUCCGGCCGGAAGGAGAACCUGAAGCUCUCCGGGGUUGUGACGUCAAGGCUUAAUCUGUGGAUCAGCAGGACCCAGGAGUCCUCAGAGGAGGACCCCCAGGAGGUGCAGAGAGAGUCGGCAGCCGCCCAGCGGAUCCCAGGGAAGAAGAAAGCAAACUCAUCCCUGGAUGCCGAGGUGUGACCAGCCUGCCCGCUCUGUGCCCAGAGCCCUCCCUCCAGCCAGGCCCACCUCCUGCAGCCGUGUCCCCCGCCUCACACCACCCUGAUCCCUCUCUGCCUCAGACCUGGGCCGGACCGUCCAUCUGGGAGACCCCCCGCAGUCCCGUCCCUGCAGCCUCAGGGACGGGUGGGCCCUGCCUCUGUCCCAGGCAGGCACAGCAGAGCCCGGACCCACAUCAGCCCCAGUGCCGCACCAGCUCAUGUCAGCCCCCGGGGGCCUCGGCGUCCUGGCCUGGGACGCCUCCUGUUUUCUGCUCACUCUGGGGUCGGUGCGCCGCCCUCAGGGACUCCAGGGCCACUUGUCCAGUGUGCUCCCAGCUGGGGCCCAGCUCUCCCCGCUCCCUGUGGGGUGGGUCCCCGCUGGCUGAGCCCCGGCUCCGGGGCAGCCGCACUGCCCACAGCCCGCUGCCGCCCGCUUGCCCGCCCCGCACUGCCCAGCAGACCCCAGUGCCGUUCUGUGCCCUGGCCCCUCGCUGUUCUCAGGAAGACCCGGUGAACCCGUUUACUCUCAGGUGUAAGUGACUAAUAAUACCUUCCGACGGA